Molecule: messenger RNA, 3670 nt
Organism: Neoarius graeffei (lesser salmon catfish)
Lineage: Eukaryota; Metazoa; Chordata; Actinopteri; Siluriformes; Ariidae
Gene: kcnc1b
Product: potassium voltage-gated channel, Shaw-related subfamily, member 1b
Exons: 4
Coding region: 514-2331 (605 amino acids)
Biological process (GO): protein homooligomerization; potassium ion transmembrane transport
Cellular component (GO): neuronal cell body membrane; voltage-gated potassium channel complex; axon
Molecular function (GO): delayed rectifier potassium channel activity; protein binding
Source: RefSeq, a predicted model, not a curated record
GCGGGCCCUUAUUAUUAGCCUAUUAUUAUUAUUAUUAUUAUUAUUAUUAUUAUUAUUUUGGGACUGAGGCUUUCCGGUGCGAGCGACAGCAUCACUGCCUGCACAGUCACCUUGCGCCAAAAGACACGGAGACGGACAUGGAGACGAGCGGAGCGGCCAGUGAUGUGAUGUGAUGGGAUGGGACGGGAUGGGAUGUGAUGGGAUGCACAGUGUGUGUGAAUAACGCGCUCUUUACAGGUACCGGUUCUGUUGAGCCGCUCAGAUGAGGUUCGCGUUUGCAUCGCUCCAUUAUUGUUCUGUUCAAUGGUGAGAAUUUACGCAAAGACGAGACUGGCACCAUCUUUACAGGUGUUCGGCUGAUCCAUGUGUUUGGGUUUUCUCUGAACGGCUCUGUAGAUGCGUGUCUUGAAUAAAGACGAGCGGUGCUGGCCUGUUGGUAUUCUGCUCACUCCCAGCCCUAUUUCCCGGUCGCCAUGCCCCAGGUAGGUGGUAGAUAAUGCCCAGGGCGUCGCGAUGGGCCACCACGGCGACGAGAAGGACCGCAUUGUGAUCAACGUGGGCGGCAUCAAGCACCAGACGUACCGCGGGACGCUGCGCACGCUGCCCGGCACGCGCCUGUCGUGGCUCGCUGAGCCCGACGCAGCAAGUCACUUCGACUACGACGCGACGGUCGGCGAGUUCUUCUUCGACCGGCACCCGGGUGUCUUUGCGCACAUCCUUAACUACUACCGCACGGGCAAGCUGCACUGCCCGGCGGAUGUGUGCGGGCCGCUCUACGAGGAGGAGCUCGCCUUCUGGGGCAUCGACGAGACAGAUGUGGAGCCGUGCUGCUGGAUGACCUACCGGCAGCACCGUGAGGCCGAGGAGGCGCUGGUCAGUUUCGGCGGCGGCGCGCUGCUCGAUGGCGCCGGCGCACACGAUGACACAGAGGCAGAAGUCUUGGGGACGCACGAAGCGCCCGCCGAAGGGGACGAGGGAGCGGAAAUGACGCGGCGCCUCGCGCACGGAGACUCACCCGAAAGCCGUUCAGGCCGCUGGAACCGAUGGCAGAGGAAGAUGUGGGCGCUCUUCGAGGACCCCUAUUCCUCCAAAUACGCGCGGUGGGUGGCUUUUGCAUCUCUGUUCUUUAUCCUGGUGUCCAUCACUACAUUUUGUCUGGAGACUCACGAGGCCUUUAACCCCAUCAUCAACCGCACGGAGAUUGAAAUAGUGGACAAUGAAACCGUGGUGCAUGUUUACCCAGAGCCCAAGACCAUGGUGCAGCUCACAUACAUCGAAGGGGUCUGUGUGAUCUGGUUCACCUUUGAGUUUUUAAUACGAAUCACUUUCUGUCCUGACAAAUUCAAAUUCAUAAGAAAUGCCCUUAACAUCAUUGAUUUUGUGGCCAUCCUGCCUUUCUACCUGGAAGUAGGACUGAGUGGCCUGUCCUCCAAAGCUGCAAAAGACGUUCUUGGGUUCCUGCGCGUCGUGCGCUUUGUCCGGAUUCUGCGUAUCUUCAAACUGACGCGGCACUUUGUUGGUCUGCGGGUGCUGGGACACACACUUCGUGCCAGCACCAAUGAAUUCAUCCUCCUCAUCAUCUUCCUGGCCCUUGGUGUCCUUAUAUUUGCCACCAUGAUUUACUAUGCGGAACGUAUCGGAGCCAAUCCUAACGAUCCCCGUGCUAGUGAACACACACAUUUCAAGAACAUCCCCAUUGGUUUCUGGUGGGCUGUGGUCACCAUGACGACGCUUGGCUAUGGUGACAUGUUUCCUCAGACGACAUCAGGCAUGUUGGUGGGGGCGCUUUGUGCUCUGGCUGGUGUGCUGACCAUUGCCAUGCCUGUGCCUGUGAUUGUCAACAACUUCGGCAUGUAUUAUUCUUUGGCAAUGGCUAAACAAAAACUGCCAAAAAAAAAGAACAAGCAUAUCCCACGGGCACCCCAGCUGGGGUCCCCCAACUACUGUAAGUCAGUCAUUAACUCGCCAAGACCCAGCACUCACAGUGAUACCUGCCCUCUGGCCCAGGAAGAAGUCUCUGAGAUUAGAUACCAAGAUUUUAAAGUGAAUGGAGAACCAUCUAAAGCAGCCCUGGCCAACGAAGACUGUCCCCACAUCGACCAGGCUGUAUCACCUGAGGAAGUUUUCAGCCCUGUAGACCGUGAGAGACCCUGUUUCCUGCUCACCUCUGCAGAUCGGGGCAAUCACAUAGGGGCAAGAGUCAGGAAGGGUUAUGAAAAGCCAUGGAGCCAUAGCAGCAUGUCUGGAGGCGUGGCCUCAGUGUCGGCCCUCCCCUGCAGCCCGCCCUGUCUCAUGCAGCAGGCCCACUCCCCCAUCCCAUCCAUCCUGUAGCAUGGACAAGCAAACUAACCAAUCAGAGGCUCCGCUCUGCAGCGCUGCGCUGAGACGCCCGCCCACACUGUGUACCAUCCGUCUCUCAUCAGCCUUCAGUUCUUCAGUAUCACUUUCCAAGCAUUCACAUCUUCUUCUUUUUCUUCUUCUUUUUCUGUCUUUAUCGUCACUCUUCUGGUUUUCUCACAGCAUUGGUUCUGUUCUCUCAAACAUCUACUGACAUCGUGUGAUUUUCCAUACUGUCUUCUGUAGUAGUAGUAGUAGUAGUAGUAAUAGUAGUAGUCUUCCUCUUCUUUUGUUUUCUCUUCUUCCUCUCAUCACGUCUUAUCUCCUGUCCUCUCUCCAGGCCCUGCACUAUCAUGCUUUCCCUUUCUCUAUCUUCUAAUCCCCUCAUUCCCCAACCUCCCUUCCCCUUCUCACUGUUUAUAACGCUGUGGUUUUUCAUCAGGUGCUAUCGGACACCAUUUUGAACAAAAAAGGGAAAAGAACGAAAAAAGAAAAGACAAUGGCUUUUUCACAUAGCGUUUCAUCAAUCAUUCAGAAAAUAACUAUGGAAUAGAAAUAGUUCGUAACACUAACCAAUCAUGAUUUUAGUGAUGCACACAUCACCAUCAUAAAUCUAUGACUGAAGAAAACUCAUUUGCAUUGCAUGCCUUGCAUGGGAAACUGAGAAAACAAAUGUAAGUCUAAUCAAAUCAUGUAAGGAAAAUAUUUUGCUUUACAUUUAACAUCCAGAGCUUCUUUACAAAUCUAAUGCAGAUACAGUGUGUUAUCAUUUUACGAUGAUAUAAAUGACAUGUAGCAAUCAGGACCUUUUCUUUGCUGACCUUUAUUUUUAUUAUUAUUAUUAUUAUUUUUUUUUGCCUUUCCCCAAACCGUGAGCUUUGUGUGCGUUUGAGCACACGCCAUCUUUCUAAUAGUAGCAGUGGUCGGUUUUGACCAUCCAAUUUUUCUUCUUGAAAAAGACUAAAAUGCAAAUAGUGAAAUAAUGCACUUUAACUUUGAUAACCGUCAUUUUGACUUUUCUUAACAGAGCAGAUUUAUUUCACUUUACUCCAAGGAAAUUAGAAUGCAUUUCUGAGUUUGGCAUUUCUUUUUCUUUUUAUUUUAUUUUCAUAAAUUCAGGUUCACAGUGCGGUGUUUGGAGUACUAUUUGUUGUUCUCUGUAGCAAAUCAAAUCUAUAUAAUGUAUCAUGUAAGAAUAUGUGCAUCUUGUACAGAAAAACAAACAAACAAACAAACAAACAAACAAAAAACUAAAUAUGUAUGUACUUUUGGAGUUAUUUGGGGAAAGGUAAAUGCAUGCACUUUUAUGCAAAAUAAUAAGUACCCUAUGCGA